Meloidogyne enterolobii is the source of this 1813-nucleotide messenger RNA. The record is from the annotation of a GenBank genome assembly. Lineage: Eukaryota; Metazoa; Nematoda; Chromadorea; Rhabditida; Meloidogynidae.
AUUAACAGAUGGGGAGAUGAGAGAAGGAAGGUUUAUUUUCUUUCUUAAAGGCAUAAAUGGGUAUUUUUCGAUGAAAUCAUAAUAAUGUUUGGGGAGAGUCGAGAGCAAUAAAAUUGUUAAUAUCAAGGUCAUCUCGCUGUACCUGACACUUGCGGAACGAAAUUCGCGCGGAUUGACACUUGCAGUUAAAUUUUAUUUUUCAGUCAUGUCACCCCUUCUUCACUUGUUUUGAAAGUUCUAUACGCACUUGUUUGGGAAAAAACAAUUCUUUAGUUACUAUUUCCUUUUUUUGUUUACUCGCUGAAUAGAAAAUUUUAAAUCAUUUAUCAAAAGGAACAUUUAUUUUUAAGAAAUGUUCACAUUUAAUAUUACUAAAAUUUCAAAAAAUUUAACGUCUUCUUUUUUCUUCUUAAUUAAUUAAAUUUUAUUUUUCAUUUCAGAAAUAUUUUUUUAAAAAAUGCAAGUAAACACUGAAGAUAUAACUGUUCCAUGGGGACAAGCUCCAGAUUCACUUGACCAACAAUAUGGAAAAUGGCGACUUUCUGUUUUUCAGGAUGUACAAGAAUCUCUAGAUACAAGCAAACUUUAUUUUCUUUAUGAUCCAAUUGCUGACGAUACUUGCUACACAACUGGCGGCAGGAAGGGAAUGACUUGUUUAGUUGUUUUUGACACUAAUCGGAAAUGUUUUGUCGGGGAAAUAAAUUUACGUGUUCAAGGCCGUGUUAAAUUCCUUUUUGCAUUGAAAAGUCCAUCUCCAAGUGGUGGAACUGCUUUUGCAUUAGUUACACAAUCUGAGGAUUAUGGGCAAUUUGUGAUGCAUGUCUGGCGUGUUAAUAUGAAUUAUGAUGGAAUGUCUUUAAUGGCUGAUCCACAUUCUUUGCUUACUGCUCCAAUCGUUAUCGACUCAGAAUUUAUUUGUACAAUGCGGGAAGAUGAGCCCCAACUCGUUGUUGUUCACGGUCCUGGUCUUAAUGUUGUUAAAAUCAAUGCAGAGGCGAGUGCUCCACAAGAACCAAUGGAUCGUUUUUCGGUGCCAGGAUCUGAACUUUCACAUUUUUAUGAUGGAUUUGUUAGUCGAGGAAAUAUGUAUUUUCUCUCUUCGAGUCCCGAUGGACAUUUUGAUCACAGCCGUGUGCAUAUUUUAAAUUUAAGUACUCGUGGUCCUCUCAGUACUCAAUAUAUGAAUGCUGAUCCAUCAAGAGGAUUUCCCCCGCCUCGUAAACAAGCCGCAAUUGAUUCAAUUUCUGGCUUCAUUCUUCUGGCUGGCGGAGAAAUUGAUUAUGGAGAGGGUGGUGUUGUUCGCUUAGUUGAUUAUUGGGUUUUGGAUUUGACAACGUUUAAAUGGAAUCAAGUACCUGCACAAAUGCCUGUGCCUUUAAUUGAGCCUAGAUUAACUACUGCUAAUUCUGGAAAUGUCUAUUUAUGGGGAGAUUUUGACGAGCCUUUGCCUGGAAUGCCACCUUCAGGAACACACGUCAGAAUUUUGCGCAUUAGGGGAUUGAAUACAACUGCUCCUCCACCUUAUGCCCAAGCGACAGCCUAUCCACUUCCAAAUCAACAACAAUAUGGAGGUACACCAUACCCGAAUGCUGGAGGAGGCCACGGGUGGAAUCCUUCACAGCAGGGGGCAGGGAAUGCACCACCAUAUCCAGGCGCUUCGCCAUAUCCAACCGGCAGUUCGCCUUACCCAACUGGAGCGGCUCCUUAUCCUGCUGGAAGUUCAUCUUAUCCUGCUGGCAAUACUGGAAGUGAAGGAAGUUAUCCACAUUAUCCACCACAAGAAAAGAAGGAAAAGGAUUGUACUUUGAUGUGA